UCCCAAUCCUGCCAGCCUAUGCAAUCGCUGGUAGAGAUCAUCGCUUUACCCAGCCGCUAGUGUCGAUCUCCGCUCCAAUUGGAGACCCGGGCCAAACCAUGGCGGAGAAGACUCAAAAGAGUGUGAAGAUUGCCCCUGGAGCAGUUGUGUGUGUGGAGAGUGAAAUCAGGGGGGAUGUGACUAUAGGACCCCGGACGGUGAUCCACCCUAAAGCACGGAUCAUUGCGGAGGCCGGGCCGAUCGUGAUCGGGGAAGGAAACCUAAUAGAAGAGCAGGCGCUGAUCAUAAACGCUCACCCUGACAAUAUCACCCCCGACACCGAAGAUCCAGACCCCAAACCUAUGGUCAUUGGCACCAAUAAUGUGUUUGAAGUUGGCUGUUAUUCUCAAGCCAUGAAAAUAGGAGACAAUAAUGUUAUUGAAUCAAAAGCAUACGUAGGCAGGAACGUGAUACUGACGAGCGGCUGCAUCAUUGGGGCUUGCUGCAACCUGAACACGUUUGAGGUCAUCCCCGAGAACACAGUGAUCUACGGUGUGGACUGUCUCCGUCGGGUGCAGACUGAGCGACCGCAGCCCCAGACACUGCAGCUGGACUUCCUGAUGAAAAUCCUGCCCAACUACCACCACUUGAAGAAGACCACGAAAGGAAGCUCCACGCCAGUGAAGAACUGAGAACUAGCCGUGACCGCUGUCCGGUGACAGGGCCGCCGCGUUUACGUUCCCUCAGCAGGCCCCAGCACGGUGCCAGCUGGCUUUGUUUUGUAAAACGGAGCUAGAAAGGAAAGCGAUGGGUUUUCAUGUAACUGUCCUCUAUAAUUUAUAUAAAAUGUGUUAUUUUCCUAUAUCCUUGUUCCUUUUCCGAUAAUUUACAGAUUUAGUUUUCUUUUCUAUAAAAUGUUGGCCACAAAUUUUAGUUGCGCAAAAGACCACCUGUGAUAAGAAAAGGCAUACUGUUAUGUAUUUAUUUCUGCCAUGUACUAAACUAAAUAAAAACGUUGAGCACAGGACUUUCA
Messenger RNA from Phyllostomus discolor (pale spear-nosed bat), 1012 nucleotides. RefSeq names its product dynactin subunit 6 (gene DCTN6). Bases 99 to 671 code for a protein of 190 amino acids. The record is from RefSeq and is a predicted model, not a curated record. Gene Ontology annotation, biological process: mitotic spindle organization. The transcript is spliced from 7 exons. Gene Ontology annotation, molecular function: dynein complex binding. Gene Ontology annotation, cellular component: dynactin complex. NCBI's taxonomy places the organism in Eukaryota, Metazoa, Chordata, Mammalia, Chiroptera, Phyllostomidae.